Messenger RNA from Dromiciops gliroides (monito del monte), 342 nucleotides. RefSeq names its product non-histone chromosomal protein HMG-17-like. Lineage: Eukaryota; Metazoa; Chordata; Mammalia; Microbiotheria; Microbiotheriidae. Gene Ontology annotation, molecular function: nucleosomal DNA binding. Gene Ontology annotation, biological process: chromatin organization. Bases 1 to 342 code for a protein of 113 amino acids. The record is from RefSeq and is a predicted model, not a curated record. The transcript is spliced from 2 exons. Gene Ontology annotation, cellular component: nucleus; chromatin.
AUGACUGAGCAGCAGCAGCGAUAUCAUAUUCAUGGGCUGGAUGUCAGUGAAAACUUCUUCAUGGUAAUCAUAGGAUCAGGGCCCCUCACCACUAUCCUUAAAAUACCUAAGAGAAAGGCUGAAGAAGAUGCUAUAGGAGGUAAGACCAAGGUUCAGCACGAACCACAGAGGAGACAAUUAUCUGCCUACCCGGACCCUCAGGAGUGUGAACCCCAAAAGGCACCAGCAAACCAUGGAGAGAAUUUACCCAAAAGGGAAAAGGGAAAGGCUAAUAUUACAGAAAAUGGAGAUGCCAAAACAGAUCAGACAAGGAAAGCUGAAGGUACUAGAGAUGCCAAAUAA